Molecule: messenger RNA, 1851 nt
Organism: Pyricularia grisea
Lineage: Eukaryota; Fungi; Ascomycota; Sordariomycetes; Magnaporthales; Pyriculariaceae
Exons: 4
Coding region: 1-1851 (616 amino acids)
Biological process (GO): L-leucine biosynthetic process
Cellular component (GO): mitochondrion
Molecular function (GO): 2-isopropylmalate synthase activity
Source: RefSeq, a predicted model, not a curated record
AUGCAUGCAAGAGAAGAUCAACAUAGGACCAAGUUAACCAAAAGAUUCACAUCUAGGCUUUCUUUCCCUCAGACCAAAUACACUGGCUUCACCCAGAUCCACAACCCAAACAGACAAUGGCCUAACAAGGUCAUCACAAAAGCUCCUGUUUGGUUGUCAACAGACCUUCGGGAUGGGAACCAGUCCUUGACCAACCCACUUACUUUAGAUCAGAAGUGGGAGUUCUUCAAGAUGCUAGUCCAGAUAGGCUACAAGGAGAUCGAGGUCAGUUUCCCAGCCGCCUCCAACGUCGAGUUCGACUUCACAAGGCGGCUGGUCGAGACCCCAGGUGCGGUACCUGACGACGUGCGUCUGCGCGCUCUCGCACCCACCCGUGAGGACUUUCUCGAGCGGACCGUCGCCGCUCUGGAGGGCGCCAAGAGAGCCACCGUGUGCACCUACAUCUGCGUCAGCGACAAGAUGCUCAAGUACCAGGGCUUCUCUCGCCAAAAGGCCAUCGACCAGGCCGUAGGGGCCGUCCGCUACCUCAGGUCCAUCACCAAGGAUAACCCCAACACGAAGACGAAGUGGACUAUGGCGUUUGGGCUUGAGUCGUACAACGAGGCGGACCCUGACUAUGUCCUCGAAAUCACAGAGGCGGUCGAGCGGGCCUGGGAGGCGAGCGCCGAGGAGCCCAUGACGGUAGUGGUGGCCACCAGCACCGAGGUGGCGACGCCAAACGUCUUUGCCGAUCAGGUUGAGACCUUCCUUGCCGGACUGUCCCAGCCCGAGAAGAUUCAACUCUCCAUCCACACCCACAACGACCGCGGCUGUGCCGUGGCCUCGGCCGAGCUGGGCAUGAUGGCUGGAGCCCAGAUGGUAGAGGGCUGCCUGUUUGGCAACGGCGAGCGGGCCGGUAACGUCGACCUUGUCACGCUGGCACUCAACCUCUACACCCGGGGUAUCAGCCCGAACCUGGACUUCUCCAACAUCCACGCCAUCAAGGAAAAAUACGAGCAGCUCACGGGGCUGGACGUGGGUCCUCGCGUCCCCUACGCCGGCGAGUACGUCCUGCAGGCUUUCAGCGGCCACCACCAAAACAUCAUCCGCAAGGGCAUGGGCCUCCGCCUCAAGGCCGAGGCCGAGAACCAGCCGGUACCCAUGUGGGACAUCCCUUACCUCCCGGUCGACCCCAAGGACUUGGGCGUCCCGCUGGAUCACAUCAUCCGCGUCAACUCGCAAAGCGGCAAGGCGGCCGCCACUUGGAUCCUGAGCCGCCGCUGGGGGUUGGAGCUCCCCACGGACAUGCAGGUGCACUUUGGUCGCCGGUUGAUGGUGCUGUGCGAGGCUCUCGGCCGCGAGAUCUCGCAGGACGAGUUGCUUGACCUCUUCACCUCCACCUACGCCCUGGGCACGAACCGCGGGAAUGACCUUGGUAACCUGACGGUCCUGCGCAGCAGCAGCGGGCGAGGCUAUGUGGUCAACGGCGUCAUCAGCCCCAUCGACGGCGUCAAGCUCGUGGUUGAGGGAGUAGGGAAGGACCUUGCCGCGGCGGCCCUGCAGAGCUUGAACAUUGAUACCGAAGGCAAGGCCGUUGCCGUCAAGAUCCAGGACACGCAGCAGCUCAACAACGAGUUUGGAAGGGGAAGGUAUUGUGCCCUGGCGACGUGUGAGGUCGGCAGCGAAGUUCAAUGGGGUUAUUUCAUCGACGAGAACCAGGAGAAGGCCGAGGCUUUGGCCGUGAUUGCAGCAGCUUUGCGCAUGUACUGCAUGCAAACCGGACCUCUGGACCUAAGCAAGAUAAGCCCUGCUGUUCAACACACCGCCAAGCUUUCGGCUCCUGCAGGCAACAAUUUGAUGGUGACAGCUUAA